Heteronotia binoei (common prickly gecko) is the source of this 3958-nucleotide messenger RNA. It is a transcript of the gene PDK4, whose product is annotated as pyruvate dehydrogenase kinase 4. Gene Ontology annotation, molecular function: pyruvate dehydrogenase (acetyl-transferring) kinase activity. NCBI's taxonomy places the organism in Eukaryota, Metazoa, Chordata, Lepidosauria, Squamata, Gekkonidae. Gene Ontology annotation, biological process: regulation of glucose metabolic process; protein phosphorylation. The transcript is spliced from 11 exons. Bases 475 to 1725 code for a protein of 416 amino acids. Gene Ontology annotation, cellular component: mitochondrion. The record is from RefSeq and is a predicted model, not a curated record.
GGGCGGGGAAAAUGCUGUGCACGGGGCACUUGGAUGGGGGGGGGGGGGCGUUGACAGUUUGUCCUGCGUCCUAAAACGUGUAAACAAGGGCGCUGAAGGGGACCGUUGGAAGGCUGGGAACACACCCACUUCCUGGGCCUCCAGCAUGCCCCCUCCUUCCUCUGAGGUACCCACCCACCCACCCCCCCUUAACCAGGAUACCACCGAGACCCUGAGGAGGGAGGGAAGCACAAAGUUCCAGGGAAGUUUCCUCAGUAACUCACCGACAGUUAGGCCAAGGGGGCGUGGUUCAGUUCGCGACCCCGCCCCGGAGGGAGGUCUGGAGUUGGUAAAUAGGGGCCACACGUGCAGGGCCCGGGUCAGAGGUGCGAAUCGGCUGGAAGACGUUAGGUGACAGUUGCGCGCGAUCCUAGCUUUGUUCCGUUGGGGGGGAGCGCCUAAUUUUUCUCAAUCCUCACAAACAGCAGCGCAGUCAUGAAGGCCGCACGGAUCGCUUUGCGGAGCGCGGCUCCUUUGGCUGCCACGACCACAGGCGGUCGAGCGACUCGUGAGGUGGAGUAUUUUGCUCGGUACUCUCCGUCGCCGCUUUCCAUUAAGCAGUUCCUCGAUUUUGGGUCAACUAAUGCAUGUGAAAGAACCUCUUUUUCCUUUUUGCGGCAUGAACUUCCUGUGCGGCUGGCAAAUAUUCUGAAAGAAAUUGACCUCCUCCCUAAUCCAUUGAUGAGCACUCCUUCAGUGCAGCUAGUAAGAAGCUGGUAUGCCCAAAGUCUGAUGGAACUAGUUGAGUUCCGUGAGAAAAAACCAGAUGACCACAAAGUUCUAUCUAAUUUUAUAGAUGCUAUUGUCAGAGUCCGAAACCGACACCAUGAUGUUGUACCUACAAUGGCACAAGGUGUUCUAGAAUACAGAGACUCUUCUAAAAUGGACCCAUUCACCAAUCAAAACAUCCAGUACUUCUUGGAUCGGUUUUACAUGAACCGUAUAUCUAUCAGGAUGUUAAUAAACCAGCACACACUUAUUUUUGAUAACAGUAACAGUCAGGGCAACCCAAAGCAUAUUGGAUGCAUUGACCCUUGCUGUGACGUUGUGGAUCUAGUGUAUGAUGCUUUCCAGAGUGCCCAAAUGCUUUGUGACCAGUAUUAUUUUGCUUCUCCAGACCUCAAGCUUACUCAAGUGAAUGGGAAAGCGGCUGGGCAGCCUAUUCAAAUAGUAUAUGUUCCUUCCCAUCUCUUCCACAUGCUGUUUGAACUCUUCAAGAAUGCAAUGAGGGCAACAGUUGAACAUCAAGAAAACAAACCUUCUCUUGAUCCAAUUGAGGUGACCAUUGUCCUUGGAAAGGAAGACUUGUCAAUUAAGAUCUCUGAUAGAGGUGGUGGUGUUCCAGUGAGAAAAAUAGAAAGCCUCUUCAGCUACACAUAUUCUACAGCUCCAAAGCCUGUGAUGGAUAGCAACAAUUCCACUCCUUUGGCUGGCUUUGGCUAUGGCCUACCAAUUUCUCGGCUGUAUGCAAAAUAUUUUCAAGGUGAUCUCCAUCUAUGUUCCAUCUCUGGUUAUGGAACAGAUGCUCUGAUCUACUUAAAGGCCCUUUCCACAGAGUCUGUAGAGAAACUUCCUGUCUUCAACAAGUCUGCUUGUAAACAUUAUCAAAUUGCUACAGAAGCAGAUGACUGGUGUGUUCCAAGUAAAGAGCCAAAAAACUUGUCAAGACAGAGUGCAGCAGCAUGAGGUCAGCAUGUGGCUCAGACAUGCUGCAAAAAGAAACACAAAAUAUGAAAGGGGAUCAAGCUAAUGUUGCAGCAGGACAAAUCAAACCAAACUUUGGACCACUCCCGGCCUACCCCAGGACUUCGGCCCGAGGCAAGAGAUUACUGUGCGGAGCAGGAGAUAUCAACAUUUGUUCUGUAGGCAGUGCAUGUACUACAUAGAUAAUGAUGACUGACGUGCCAGGAGAAGUGAAAGGCAUAGGAAGCUGUGUGCAUAGUGCCAUGACAUUUCGGCAAUUAACAUAGGAAAGCAAAUAUAAAUUAACACUCCGAAGUAUAACUGUCUUUUGAGUUAGGCCUUGAUAUGUUCAAAAACUGUGUAUAAUAGUUGGACUCCAGCACACAGUAUUAACUUUUCCCUUGGUCUUUGUAACUACUACCAAAUAUUACUACCAAAUGGUGAUUGUGGGGAGGGAUGCACACACAUACUUCAGUGUAUUUACUUGACAUGCUCUCAGCUGUUGGGAGUUGAAGGGCUGUGACAACAUGCUAUGUUGGUUUCCCUUCAGCAGUUUUGCUUGAGAAAAAAAUGGAGACAAUAAUACAGUGCUGGUUUUUCUUGUAUAAGCAGCUUGGUAGACAUUACUUGAAUAUUUAACUCCCAGAAUAACUCUUCUUGUGCAUAGCAUCUUUUUAUUAUUUUUCGAAGUGAUGAGAUUUGUCAUAGAAAAUGCUUGUAAAAUAACAUCAAGGAAGACUGUGAAAUUUAAUGUAAGGGGCGCAGCAAGAAGCUUAAAACAAAAUCCAAAAUGAACUUAAAUUUAAGUUGACCUUAAAAUUGCUUUCCAGAAGGAAACCUAUGAAGUAAAUAAAAAGAGAAAUGCAAGACUGUAUGUAAGGAGGCAGGUUACGUCUCAUUAUGGUACUAUGUCAAAUGUGCAUGCAACUAUCUAAUUGUGAAGUCUUUACUUCAGUAGAUAUGGGACAUUUUUAUAUGUUAAUUAGGAGCUGGCAGUUUUGAAUGCAAAACAAUCCAAUUUACAAAAAGGUGACUUCAGACUAAUUUAUAAGUGUAUCAUAGAGCUGUGAUAAUAAAUAGGUCUUUGAGGAUAUUGUACCUGAAUUAGAAAGAAAAUUUAUAAAUGAGGACUCAUUCUGUGUACCACGCUGCAGAAUCAAAAUGGCACAGUACUUCCUCUGUGAAAAGUGAUUAUUGAGAGAAUAUUCCAUUCCAAAUAAUUAGCACCUCUAUAAAGAGGGAAUUUGGUAAGGGCCCAGCUGGUGACAAUUUAGGUCAGCCUUUCUUUUUGCAAAAGGCAGUAAUAUGCUAAAGAGUUAAUCCUAGCUUACUUUGAAAAGAUUGUUAACUUGUCUAUGAAGAUUAGUGUUCAUGCUCAGUUAUAGCAACUUUAUUGCUGAUGUUCAUGCUUUCUGUGAACAUGAAGUUCAGUCAGAUAGGUAAUCCCAGCCAUGUGAGGCUAUUGUGUGUUGUUUGUACAGUAUAUCAACAAAAAGCUUAGCGUUAACAUUGCUGGAGUAUUGUAUGUUUUAUUCCCAUUAUAAACUUAAUUCAGAUACGGGCACCAUCCUAAGAUUUUUGUUUCAUAAAGUGGCUAUUUUGUGCAAAUGACUUUAUAGUUGGUGUGCUGAUUGCAAUUACGUUCUUGAGUUGCCACCUAUGCAACAGCGUUAUUAUUGCACUGUGUGAACUAUUAAAAUAUUUGUCAUUCAAAUCAUCUUUGUAGAAUCAGACUUUUCCCAUCCAUUGUUACCAGAAUGUGUUUCUGUAACUGAUAGAUAGCAUGCAGUUUUACUUUUAUAGCACAUAAAAUCUGUAAAAAUUUUGAUAAUGUUAAAAUAGCCUAGCCCAUGCUGUCACUCUAUGCACUGUUUCUGUGAAACAAUCAAAGGUGCCAUUGUCUUCAUAUAUCUUUGUCACAAACAGUUAACAUUUACUUGUAAAAGGGAGAUUAUUCCUUUAGGAAGCAUACUUGCUGAAUUAUAGGGCUGGGACUGAAACACUGCAUAUUAUGCACAUCUUCUGAGCAAAAUGUGCUUUUGGUCUGCUUUUGCACUCUUCACACAUUGUCAGAGAAAACCCCGCGUCCCCCCUCUAUGAUUCUAUGAAAGUACAGAAUGUAACAAAACCACAGAUGAACUUAGAAAGGUGCCUUGUUUCUGCUACCAUGUGCCUUUUAAGUUCAGAUAUACUUGAAAUGUACUGUAAGGUUUUUAAAUUAAACUCUUUUAAAUAA